Messenger RNA from Peronospora matthiolae, 519 nucleotides. The record is from the annotation of a GenBank genome assembly. NCBI's taxonomy places the organism in Eukaryota, Oomycota, Peronosporomycetes, Peronosporales, Peronosporaceae.
AUGGUCCAAAAACCAUUUCCAAGCAACCGAGACAAGCGCAGCUACGAUACGUUUGAGCUACUUCAUCUGGACAUCUGCGGGCCCAUGGAAAAGGAUUCGCUCGGUGGCAGCAAAUAUUUGCUACUGAUCAUCGACGAAGCCAGUGGAUGCAUGAAGGGCUUUUGUCUACGAGUGAAGUCCGAGAGUGAAGACUACAUCCGGAAAUAUAUCACCAUGGUACAGACGCAAUUCUGUAAGAAGGUCAAGUUCGUGCGACACGACAGAGCUCGCGAGUUUGCAACCAACUCGCUUCAACUGUUCUACGAAGACGAAGGCAUUGAACAGCAGACAACGGUGCCGUAUGCACAUCAAACAAACGGAACAGCAGAGCGUGCCAUUAGGACUAUUGUCACGAUCGGCCGCAGCAUGCUUCAUCAUGCCAAACUGGACAAGUGUUUCUGGGCCGAAGCAGCGAUGACGGCCAUCUACGUCAAGAAUCGACUGCCGUCACCUAAAGUCGUGCACAAGACCCCCGUUUGA